This is a messenger RNA of Colletotrichum acutatum, 2331 nucleotides long. Its product is annotated as ribonuclease H-like domain-containing protein. Gene Ontology annotation, biological process: nuclear-transcribed mRNA poly(A) tail shortening. The transcript has 7 exons. The coding region runs from base 1 to 1863 and encodes 620 amino acids. The record is from RefSeq and is a predicted model, not a curated record. Lineage: Eukaryota; Fungi; Ascomycota; Sordariomycetes; Glomerellales; Glomerellaceae. Gene Ontology annotation, cellular component: cytoplasm. Gene Ontology annotation, molecular function: RNA binding; poly(A)-specific ribonuclease activity.
AUGGAAGUCUCGUCAGAAAACUUCUGGCGGCAGCUGCCGAAGAUUCUGCUCUCAAUCGCGAAGUCUCGAUACAUCGCCAUUGACGUCGAGAUGACCGGCAUCAUGGACAAGGGCUCGGAAAACAGACACGACAACCUAACCAACCAGCAGACCUAUGAAUCGGCCAAGAACAUUGCAUCCAAGUUCAACGUCUUCGAACUGGGGAUCACCUGUGUUGAAAAAUUAUCCGCAGAUGGCACAUACAAGACCGAGACCUACAGCUUCACUGUCAGUCCCUACCUCCAUACGGAAACACGGGCUGAUGAAACAUUCGUCAAAGGCUUGGACAGGAGCCUUUCUGUGUCAUAUAACACUCUCAAGUUUCUUCGAUCGGAAGGCAUCCGGCUGGAAAAGAUCUUUGAAGACUGCGUUCCGUACCUCAGCCGCGAAGAGGCCCGCUUGGCAACUCGACAGAUGGAGCGCCGACAAGAGCCUUGGGACGCCAGAGAUCAUGGAUACAACGAGCAUGACGAAUGUCUGACUACGUUCUCCAUUUACGCCCAUAAUACGAUUGUUCGGGAGCUUGUGCCACAAAUGGGUUGCCGUCUUUGGAACCAUGGCACGACCGUGAUCAUCUCUCAGCGGGACGAUGGACAAGAAGCCAAAAGACGCGAGUCUUUAGAGGACGAUCUCAACGCAUCGUUGAGCAAGUACACAGGAAUUCGACUGAUUAUCGAAGCCCUUGUCGGCGGCAAGUUUGCCGACCUGAUUAACCCCGACCUAAUUGUCGAAGCCAUGUCUGGCUGGCCUGGCGAAGCACAUGCCUUUUGUCGUGAGGUUCAUGAUUUCAUCCACCCUACGUCAUCAGAACAGUCGGAAGGACCUUCAGAGGGCGAAGUUGCUGAUCGCUACUGUCACUUGUGCUGCACAUCUCACGACCCUGGCACAGGCUGCCUUAGUACCGGCCGGCCCGGGACUGACUCUUCCCCUCUCCAUAACGUCCGCUCACAGACCACCGAUACUCAAGGAGCUCACUCGGCUAGCCACAGCGGCGGAUCUUCAAGCAGUCUGGAGGGAGUGGCCGAUGGCGAGGGCGAAAAGGGCGACACCGGUACCCGGCAUAUCAUGGCUGGGACAUCCAGCUGGUAUGACAGCUGGUAUGAGCCGACUUUUCGGGACGACCUUUGUCAAGAUCUCGAGGAACUAUCCACUGAAACACUCAAGAACGAAGUAGCAGAUGCCCUCAAGGAGCUGGAGGAUUUUGUUCGAAGAUACGAGCCAAUUAUCAUUGGACACAACCAAUUCAUGGACCUUUUGUUCCUUUACAACACCUUCAUCGACGACCUCCCUGAUACUUUGGAUGAGUUCCGGGUAAAGAUACACAAACUAUUUCCAUUCAUCAUAGACACGAAGCUGUUGGCCAUCAAUGACGACACGAUUGAGGGCGAAGACCCAUUGAUGGAUCUAUACAACAGGUUCGAUGGCAACAGAACGCAGCCAAGCAUCCAUUGGGAUGCAGCUUAUGGCUAUGGACGUCGUGGAACAGCCCAUCAGGCUGGCUUCGAUAGCCACAUGACGGCAGCUGUUUUUCUGCGAAUUGCCUACAAACUCGCCCGCGAGGAAUUGGCCAGGCUCGAGGGCCGAGGCGUCUCAUACGAGAGCAAAGUGAAGAGAUUGUACGACAGAGAAUGGCUGUCAGCCGUUGGAUACGAUUCACAAUUCCUGGGUUACCCGCAAGACUUCCACGUUAACACACGGAGAGAUUAUAAUGCCCGAGAGGAGCACGUGGGUCGACUCAGUUGGCGGAUGAAGAUAUUUGACGGCAUUCGCAACCGGGUCCGGAUCGCCCCCCGCAAGACAAUUCACGUAGGAAGAGAUUACUGAGUCGCGCUGGCGACAGCGCGUGAUUGCCUUUGGAUUGGAGAGUUUGCCGACCGUGCCAACGCGAAAUCGCGUCUUGGGUUGUUGGUGGUGGCACUGGUCUCAUGAGCAGGGAGACGCGUUUGUGAGCAGGACAAUGAAUUUUGCACUGUCGUUGAUGGAUGACCCUUGGUGGAUUUCUGGAGACGCCCCGCAAAACUAUGUUUCGAUAGAUGAGCCUAUCCAUACUUGAUUGAAAGCACAAAAAGAGCACGUCGGCAUUCGACAGAUUGUUUGACAUUUUGUCCCAAGGCCACUCCAUUCCAUCAGCUUAUGAGCCUUAUGUGUUCCAGCUGCCGGGGAUUCCUAGGACGUAAGAUGAUCUGGAUCUAGAACCCCGCGAAGAAGAAAAUCCCACGUGUACUGAGCACCACAACGACACUUGCCAGCCACGAGAGGUGGAUGGUCACUUGAUGACUAUAAUAGAAAUAC